Molecule: messenger RNA, 5165 nt
Organism: Nycticebus coucang (slow loris)
Lineage: Eukaryota; Metazoa; Chordata; Mammalia; Primates; Lorisidae
Gene: MON1B
Product: MON1 homolog B, secretory trafficking associated
Exons: 6
Coding region: 351-1988 (545 amino acids)
Biological process (GO): vesicle-mediated transport; protein targeting to vacuole
Source: RefSeq, a predicted model, not a curated record
GUCGCGCCAACAGCCAUCAGCACAAGUGGGCCUUGCUCGCCCCUCUCAGUAGCGGUAGCCAGGUCCGUGGAAAGGCGUGCAGAGGAGGCUCACUGGGCCCCGGAGUAGAUCCAUCGUAGACCCGGAGCGGCGCACGCCAUCUCAACUGUGAGGGAACACCGGUAGGCGGCGGGAGAGGGACGCCAGGGGGAGUGAAUAAAGCUCCGCACCCGGAAGUGCCUUCUGGGAGGCGUCGCACCCGGAAGUGUGGCGAAUCUCCAGCCGUACCCGGAAGUGUGAUGUUGCGGCCCCUACGGGGAAGUAAUGGUGUCCGGCCAAUUGAGAUACUGGAUUAAAACAGGGAUGUGCAGAUGGAGGCGGGAGGAGACACUGCUGCCCCAGCCCCCGGGGGCUCAGGGGGCUUGGAGGACACGCGGUUCCCUGGAGAGGAGACUGAAGACAGUGAGGGGGUUCACGCCGGCCCGCCACAUCCCGGAGAUGGGGACCUGGAGGAAACAGGAUCCAAGGUCAAGGACCAACCACACAGCCCAUCACCACUGCCGCAUUCAGAGGGCCCGUCAAGUACCUGUACCUGUCAGCUCUGGGAUUCUGCAGUCUCUGAGAGUAGUCCCAUGGGCAGCCCUGGAGGUCAAGGCGGGGAUCCCAAUGAUGAGGACUGGCGCAGCCAGCGGAAGCAUGUGUUUGUGCUGAGUGAGGCUGGCAAGCCCAUCUACUCACGGUAUGGUAGUGUGGAGGCACUGUCAGCUACCAUGGGUGUGAUGACAGCCCUGGUGUCCUUCGUGCAGAGUGCAGGAGAUGCCAUCCGCGCCAUCUAUGCUGAGGACCACAAGCUGGUGUUCCUACAGCAGGGCCCACUGCUACUGGUGGCCGUGUCACGGACAACCCAGUCAGCAGCCCAGCUGCGAGGGGAGCUGCUAGCUGUGCACGCACAGAUUGUGAGCACGCUGACACGUGCAAGUGUUGCCCGCAUCUUUGCACACAAGCAGAACUACGACCUCCGCCGCCUGCUGGCUGGCUCUGAGCGCACACUGGACCGACUUCUGGACAGCGUGGAGCAAGAUCCCGGUGCCCUGCUCCUAGGCGCUGUGCGCUGCGUGCCCCUCGCCCGCCCGACACGGGACGCACUGGGCGCGCUGCUCCGGCGUUGCACAGCACCCGGUCUGGCACUCUCGGUGCUGGCAAUUGGUGGUCGACUGGUCACAGCGGCCCAGGAGCGGAAUGUGCUGGCUGAGUGCCGUCUGGACCCAGCUGACCUGCAGUUGCUGCUUGACUGGGUGGGUGCACCAGCCUUUGCAGCAGGUGAGGCAUGGGCACCUGUGUGCCUGCCCCGCUUCAACCCCGAUGGUUUCUUCUACGCCUAUGUGGCCCGCCUGGAUGCCAUGCCUGUAUGUCUGCUGCUGCUGGGCACCCAACGUGAAGCCUUCCAUGCCAUGGCCGCCUGCCGGCGCCUGGUUGAGGAUGGGAUGCGUGCCCUUGGUGCCAUGCGUGCCCUUGGGGAGACUGCCAGCUUCUCUAAUGCCUCAUCACCCAAUGCCCCAGCCUACAGUGUGCAGGCUGUGGGUGCACCUGGCCUCCGGCACUUCCUCUAUAAGCCCCUGGACAUCCCUGAUCACCACCGCCAGCUGCCCCAGUUCACCAGCCCUGAGCUAGAGGCCCCGUACUGCAGGGAGGAGGAGCGGCAGCGGCUGUCGAACCUGUACCACCGCCUGCACGCCCGCCUCCACAGCACCUCCCGGCCCCUGCGCCUCAUUUACCACGUGGCUGAGAAGGAGACACUGCUGGCCUGGGUGACCUCCAAAUUUGAGCUCUAUACCUGCCUGAGCCCCCUGGUGACCAAGGCAGGGGCGAUCUUGGUAGUGACCAAACUCCUGCGCUGGGUGAGGAAAGAGGAGGACCGGCUCUUCAUUCGUUACCCGCCCAAGUACUCCACGCCUCCAGCCACCUCUACGGACCAAGCUCCCCAUAAUGGCUUGUUCACUGGACUCUGAGAAACAGAGCUCCCAAAGUGGGCAGUGCUUGGAGCAACCAGCUUUGGUUUUACCUUCUGUCUUCACCCUGGAAACCCAGAUGUGGGUGUGUCUGUGGCUGGUCAUUGUCUCCCCAGGCAAUGGGGCAAGAUCUGAGGGCCUUCUGGCAACAGAGAUGGGUGGCAGCAGCCCAGUGCACCUCCACCUCUGAGGAGACCCUUAGGCUUCCUCUCCCUUCCUUCCGCCUCACCUUCUCCACUUGGUUCGUGUUCCAGCCUCUGUCACUGGCUGUCCUCUCAACCUUGCUUCAGGGGUCUGCUGCCUCAAUGGAAUCUCAGCCCGCAGUGCCCAGGGCUCUGGGGUGGCCCAAAGGGGUUGUGGAAUUGGGCAUGCAGGGGCAGCCUGGCACAGGCUUAUUUUUUAAGAUAAAACUGUACAUAGAAGGCCUACAACCGACCUUUAGGAGGCUAGUUCCUUCCUUUGCCCUUCAUGUGCACCUGUUCAUCUUUGCCCUGCCCAAAAUACCCCCAUCAGUGCUGGCAGCUGCUAUUAAGAAGGUGGCCUCAUGUCUACCUGUGUAACCCAGGGUGUACAGCACAUGACUUCUCACUGUGGCUGGGAUCCAGCCUUUUUACAGAGGGGGUGCACUCAGCUUCUAAGGCUCAUUUUACUCAUCUGUAAAACAGAUAACUAAUCCUCUCCCAUAAACUCUUUAAUGAAGAUUUGUGAACACAAUGGAACUUAACUCAUGUACCACCACACAGCACACACACAUUUGUCCCAGACUAACAACCUGCACAACGCAGCAACCUAAAGCGAGAAAGACCUCCCCACGAUGUCUUGUGUACACACAGCCCUCACUCCCUGACUGGCCCACACCCCUAGCCCUGCACUUGUUGCACUAAUUGAAGUUACAGCCUCGUAGUUGUACACGAGCGCUGUCGAUGAGGCGCGCCAGGCGUUCUGCGCUUGCCCAGAGCCGCCGUCUGACUUCAGCUGGGUCAACUGAGGGCCCGAACGCGGGCUGUACGCAUGCGCGUUGCAGGGCCUUCGACCCUCACGUGGGGUAUUUUUAGCCAAUUGUCGCGUAAGGCGGACGCGUUGGAAAAUGGCGGGGAAGUUGGAGUCUUUGCGCGGGGAGUCGCCACGAGCCGCCGAGGAGGCUGAAAGCGGUAAGGGCAAACAUUUCUCUCAGGACCGGGGCAGAAAGGCGGGAGGAUUCCUAUCAUUAGUUAUAAAACAAUAAUAGCAGUAGUUUUUUUUUUUUAAGCGAAAUUUUAAGCCCUUUGUAACGUUUAAGCUUUCCCCGAAGUGGAUAAGUAAUAUGCACAGUCUUAUCAUUUAGAUUAGGUCUUGUCAACUGUAUUGAAUAUAUUGCUUAUUUUAAAGUAAAUACUAGUUGAGUAUGCAUCUCUUAAACGAAAGGGGAGAGGGAUGUUCACAGAAUCUCCCUGCAGCGGCCAACCCAUAGGAAAACUCGCUGUGGCGCCCCGGGACCAUUUUACACCCCGCUCACAUCACACCUGGCCUGGCCUGAACUCCUUAAUCACAAACGGCCCAUCCGCAGCACAGUCAAGGAUGUUGAUUUGAAUAAGGAUGCCUCAACCCCUAAGGGGGUUGGGGAGGAUUUUGCCUAGAACUUAGCGGAAGUUGCAGUCCAGCCAAAAAAUAAACACAAAAAUCUCCCAAGGCAAUAGUCCUCUGAUAUGCCACUAGCAUUUUUUUUAUUAUAGAAAUUUUCAAAAUGUACCAAAGUCGAGAAAAUAGCAUAAUGAAAGUCCAUGUAUCCAUACCUCUCCAACAGUUGUCGACUUCCUGCCCUCUUUUUAUCUAUCUAAAUACGCUUUCUGCACACUCUUUAAACUGCCAUAUUAACAAACACUAGAUUACAUCCUGCCAUACUUACCAUACACACAUCAAGAAAGUGGUUAUUGUCUGUCCUUGGAUCUGAGCUCCGUGAGAACAGACUGUUGACCUCUGUUUUUCCAGCACCUGAUACAAUGCCUGCUCGGCAUAUGAUAAGUUCUCAGUAGUGAAAAAUGGAUACAUGAAUAAUGAAAUAACUUUAAAGCAGAGUGCUCUCUUAGAUUAGAGCCACCUGUAGAGUGUCAGCAUUCAACAAAGGACAGAUGGGAAUAAGACAGAUGUAAGUAGAUCUCAUUUUUUUAGCAUAGAGCUGCCACUGUGAUUUAAAAAAAAAAUUAGUAGCAACCUUUCAAAAUUCUUCAAAAUUGAUAAUAUGAUUAAUGUCACCAGCAAGGAAGAAAUUUGAAAAAUGUAUCAAGUCACUUUCUAACCCAUCAAAUUGGCUUUAUAAAGGAAGGGAUAAUAUCUAAUAUUGAUGAAACAGGGAGAACUGACCAGUAAAGGUCAGUUGCUAGAAGCAGUUUGGCAAGGUAUUUUUUGCAUCUGAAAUUCCAUUCUACAUCUGUGGUCACUGGGCAAGGUAGUCAUAAGGGAUGCAUGCAGCACUAGGAAUGGCCUUCAGAAUGUUGAUAGAGACACCACCAGGAACAAUCACAGAAGUAGCUAUAUCUAGGUAUAGUCAUACAUACUAUGGAAUAUCUAUAUGAUGGCUUUUUUUAAGAGGCAAAAAGAAAAUAAUUUAAAUUCCAAUUUAAUUUGAAUUAUUUAAAAUUAAAUUGUCAGUGGAUAAGAUCAUUAUUCAUUGAUAGAGAGUAAGCUCCAAAGAGAUCAUAUUUUGAUUAGAGAAAAGCCAUUUGGAAUCUAAGCAAUAAAGAAAGGGGGUAUAGCCCUAAGUGAGUGAAUUGCACAGAAGACUUGUCUGAAGACCUAGGCCUAAGUGAUAACUCUGGACAAGGGACUUGGAUUAGGGGGUGGUGCAGAGUUGCAAGUAUUUUUGUGGAUUUUUUUUUUUUUAAGAAAAAUGUAAGUAUUAAUAGUACUGUAUACUUUAAAAAUAUAAGGGAAAAAGAGGAAAAAUUUGGCGUCUGAGGAUCCUGUAUUAAUGUUUGAUCACUAUUAACAUCCGGGUUUUGAUGGUUAUUCUGUGGUUACCUGGUAGAGUCCCUCUGCAUCUAGGAAUAUUAAGGAGUAGUGGGCCAAGAUGUCUACAACUUAUGGUUCAGAACCACUCAUAAGUGGGGAGUCUGAUAGAAGAACAAACGGGAGCAUUGUGACCUAUUUCUACAACUUUGUACAUCUGAAAUUAUUUCCAAAUAAAAUGUUUAAAAGGGU